This is a messenger RNA of Pipra filicauda (Wire-tailed manakin), 559 nucleotides long. Its product is annotated as interferon-induced transmembrane protein 1-like. Gene Ontology annotation, biological process: host-mediated suppression of symbiont invasion; response to type II interferon; defense response to virus. Gene Ontology annotation, cellular component: plasma membrane. The transcript is spliced from 3 exons. The record is from RefSeq and is a predicted model, not a curated record. The coding region runs from base 170 to 559 and encodes 129 amino acids. NCBI's taxonomy places the organism in Eukaryota, Metazoa, Chordata, Aves, Passeriformes, Pipridae.
GUCCAGGGUUUUUCCCGCCCUUACCGGGACGUCCGGAGGGGCGGCCUUUUCCCGCCCCAUCCUCAGUCUUGGGGAAACGAAACAGCCGUCGGCGAGACCGCCCCCUCCUCCCCGUGCCACCUCCUUCCUCGACCACGGCGUUUUCCCUGUGCCGCUGCCGCCGGUGCGCAUGAAGAGCCUCGGGAUGGAGCAGACGCUGCCGCCCUACGAGGUGCUGCCCACGGGGGUCAACAUGGAGGAGCUGCCCCGGACGACCACGACCACGGCGGUGACGGUGGAGGAGGAGCAGCCGCCCCCCCGAGACCACCUGGUCUGGUCCCUCUUCACCACCCUGUACGGCAACUUCUGCUGCCUCGGGUUCCUGGCGUUCUUCUUCUCCGUCAAGGCCAGGGACCGCAAAGUGCUGGGUGACCGCAGCGGGGCCCUGAGCUACGGCUCCACGGCCAAGUGCCUGAACAUCACGGCCCUGGUGCUCAACAUCAUCGCCGUCCAUCUCACCCCUCAGCGCCAGGGGGAAGAGGUUCAGGGUCCCCCCCCCCACCGCAGCGUGGCUGGUUAA